AUGGCUUCCAUAAAUAAUAAACUUCGACGUCAGAGAUACUACGAAUCCGUAUUAAUCAGUUCUGUCAAUCGAACUGAACAAUCACAUACAAAUUUAGAUUCAUCAUUUAUCUAUUUUCAAUUGUUAAUCGAUAUUCUAUUGAAAUCAAAUUGUGUUUAUUCAUUACAUGAUUUUAUUCAUAUUUGUAAAUAUGAAUAUUAUAAUGAUUUGGUCGAACAACGACGAAUUGACGAAUUUCAUCAAACCUAUACUCAGGAAACAUCAAUCGAAUGGUACACAAAAGACUGUUUUGUUUAUCGUCUGUUGAACCGCGUACUUCGCCAACAGAAUACUGAUUUAUUGAUUAAAUUUCAAUUUCUAAUUAAGGAUAUUUAUGAACAAUUGGAACAGUUCCACCAACAGCAAAAACGAGAUUGGGAUCAUCAUCAAUAUGUUUAUCGAGGUCAGCUAAUGUCAACGGACGAAUUAAAUCAUAUGAAAUCGAAUAUAGGCGAAUUAAUAUCAAUGAACAGUUUCCUGUCUACAACUCUCGAUCGUGAACUAGCUCGUGAAUUUAUAUGUUGUACUGAAAAUAACCACAAUUAUCAAACUGUUCUGUUCGAAAUAGAAAUUGAUCGUUCAUCAAAAAGGAAACCAUAUGCAAAUAUAACACAGCAAAGUCAUUUUGAUUCGGAAGAAGAAAUCUUGUUUAUGAUCGGAUCGAUAUUUCGAAUUGUUGCAAUUAAUCAUGAACCUGAAUUGAAUACUUGGAUUGUUCAGUUAGUUUUUUGUGAUGAUAACGAACUUGAAUUGAAACCGAUGUAUGAUUAUAUGAAAAUGGAAUUUGUUAAUAACAAAUAUGCAUUGGGAAAACUACUGUGGCAAAGGUGUGAAUUCGAUCAAGCCGAAUACUAUUAUCGACAACAACUGCUACUCCAUGAAAAUGAUUCAGAGUGUUAUCAUGGCCUUGGUUUAAUUUAUCGGACGAAAGGACAUCUUGAUUCGGCGUUAGUUUAUCAUCAUCAAGCAUUGGAACUUCAACUUCCUUCUGAUCAUAAAAAACUGGCUUAUAGUUAUGGUUAUAUUGGUGAAAUUCAUAUACGAAAAGACGAAAAUCAAUUAGCUUUGAAAUAUUUUAAAUUAGCGUUAUACAUGUUUACUAAUGAUCAGCCGAAUAGUGCAUGGUGCUGUCAUAACUUGGGUAUUUUGUAUCGAAAGCAAAAACAAUAUGAUUUAGCACUGAAAUACUUUCAUCGAACCUUAGAAAAACACCAGAAAUAUUUACCGAAAGGUCAUCCACACGAAGCCGCUACUAUUAAUCAGAUCGGUAUUAUCUAUCGUUGCCAGGGACAAUAUCUACAAGCAUUAGAACAACAUGAGAAAGCAUUGGAAAUGCGAUUAAAGUAUUUACCUGCACAACAUCCAUACAUUAGUCAAAGCUUUCAAACUAUUGGACUAUUAUAUCAAGAUAAAGGUGACAACGAACAAGCACUGUACUACUAUGAUCAAGCAGAAAAUAUAAUCAAAAAGGGUUCACCAUCGAAUCAUCGAAAGUUAACCACAAUUCAACAACAAAUUAAAAGUAUUAAAAUCACAACAACAGCAGAUUUUUUAUACACCGAUAAAAAGUUUUUAUGUAAAUCUUGA
Molecule: messenger RNA, 1626 nt
Organism: Didymodactylos carnosus
Lineage: Eukaryota; Metazoa; Rotifera; Eurotatoria; Philodinida; Philodinidae
Source: the annotation of a GenBank genome assembly